AUGCCUUUGCCCCGAACUGAUCCGUCAACUGCGCAACGUCGUUACAACGUGAAUCUACCACUGAAUCGAGUGGCUAGUACUACAUUGAGUUCGACUGUUGUUGGAAGUGGGAGUCGGCAAGGUGAGAGAAUCUGACAUGGCUUUAUUCUAAGCUUAUCAUAGCUAAUCUAUGUUUAACUUAACGUACCGAGCCUUACCCUACCAUACCCUACCCUACCCUACCCUACCCUACCCUACCCUUAGCCUAGCUAGCUUUUCUUUACCUUAACUAGCCCUGCCCUCUUUUCUAAUUUACCCUACCCAUACCACGCUAUCUCACAUUACAUUUCUUUAUUCUACCCUAUUCUGCGCUUGUUAAUCUGUAUUUUUUUCAGAUUCAGGUACAUCAUUUCCACCUGGUACUAUACUAAACAGGCUGAGCGAUGAACAAGCAAAUUUGGAGUUUAAUGCAAGACAAGCUAAGCUAAACUCAUCAACAGCUUCAUCAAACUUAUCACCAAAGCAAGGACAUCAUAACUUUGAUUCGAAAACAAGCAUUAACCUUCAAAACUCUAGCCAAAAUCUACUAUACCCUAACCAACCCAAUGGUCUAAACAUUCACCCCCAAAACCACCGCCUAUCGGCCGUUCAACUACACCCAUCACCAUCACUGAACCCGUCGUUAGCUCAAUUAAACCAGUCGUCACCUCAGCUAAACACCCAACCGCCUCAGCUACUACAUCAACCCCGUCUCCAAUACGGUUUGAGUGUGCAGCUACAGAAGCGCGAGGAAUCGACCAGCGCCACUCCAACCACGCUCCGGCUGGACAGCGAAGCCACCGACUCCAGCGAGCUGUCACCGAACAGUGACGCAACCCCCCCGACCCACCUCCACCGACAUGAGCCGACGCCAGAUUCAGAUGCAACGUGGGGCGAUGCCAAUGGGCGUGGGCCAGAUUGGCGACAAUUGGAAUGA
Bursaphelenchus okinawaensis is the source of this 955-nucleotide messenger RNA. The record is from the annotation of a GenBank genome assembly. Lineage: Eukaryota; Metazoa; Nematoda; Chromadorea; Rhabditida; Aphelenchoididae.